Messenger RNA from Bactrocera dorsalis (oriental fruit fly), 3606 nucleotides. RefSeq lists its product as uncharacterized. The record is from RefSeq and is a predicted model, not a curated record. Lineage: Eukaryota; Metazoa; Arthropoda; Insecta; Diptera; Tephritidae. The transcript is spliced from 3 exons. The coding region runs from base 1 to 1137 and encodes 378 amino acids.
AUGGGAGAAAGCCACAUUGAUUCUUCGAAAAACGAUGGUGAUGAUGAAUUUUCUCUUCCAUCCUCUAAAACCAAACAAAACACACUAGUAUUAGAACACACUGCUUUAGCUGCCCAAAGAUUUGGAGUAAGUGAUAGAGCAGCGGCCUUGAUUGUUUCAUCUGCUUUUCUGGAUGCCAAAAAAGCAGGUUUGAUAACAGAGGAUCAGGCUAGCUUUGUCGCUGACAAAUGCAAGAUUAGUCGGGCAAAACAAAGUGUUGGAGUUAAGCUCCAAAACACCGAAAGUAUUGACUCUGUAUAUGGGCUGUAUUUUGACGGCCGCAAAGACAAUACACUUGCACAAGUCAGCGAAGGUGAAAAGUACUACCGCGACACUGUCAAAACGGAACAUAUUUCUCUUAUAGCAGAAUCUGGUUGUCAUUACUUUGGCCACGUCACCUCUCCUUCCGGGUCAGCUGAGGAUGAGACGCAGGCUAUAUGGCAACAUUUACAAGACAUUUCAGUUGAUGUGGAACAUCUAGAAGUUGUCGGUGCUGAUGGCACCAACACGAACACAAGCUGGAAAGGUGGAAUCUUUCGGAAACUAGAAGAAAGAAUAGGUAGGCCAUUACAGUGGGUUGUUUGUCUUCUACAUUUCAACGAACUUCCAUUUCGUGCUCUUUUCGAACACAUAGAUGGUGUCUCAAAGAGUCCAAAUACAUUCUCUAGCGACAUAGGUAAACUGCUCCCUGAUUGUGAGAAGUUGCCUGUUGUCAAAUUUGAAAGUUUUCCAUCCUGCCGAUUACCUUCUGAAGUUAAUAACCCGACCCAACUUAGCACAGACAAAGCUUAUCUCUAUAAAAUAUCAGAAGCUGUUAUUUCCGGUCAAUGUGCAAAUAGAAUUCUGGGAUUAUACAUUUCUACUGACAAACCAACAAAGGAAAUAAAGAUUUUGGUCAAGUACGUAUACAUACUUACAGUUUACUCACCUUUGUGGUUCUCAAUAAGAUUCAACAGUUCAAUCAAAGAUGGCUCGCGCCAUCUCUAUGCUGCAAUUCAUAGGUCGAGAUACUUACCUGCUAAACUGCGCAAGGUUGUCGAUUCAUCCAUUCAACAGAAUGCUUUCUUGCUCUCCAAGAAAACAUUCUCCUUAGUAUGAUGACUGACGAACGGAUAGAAGUCAGAAAGCUGGCCCUUGACCGUCUUCUGGCAGCCAGAUAAGCAGAGUCUGACACUGUAAAUGGAAGGGUUAGAUAUAAUAAAGUGCCAAAGCUGAAUUUCAAAGCUAAUAAUUAUUACGAUAUGAUUAACUGGAACACUAUUACCUUGACUGUUCCACCAGUUCUUUGUUCAGUUUCUAACGAAGAACUCAUAAAAGGGCUGUCGGAAGACACUGCAGAGGUAUGGAAAUUUAGUGAAUUCCCCCCUCACACCGUGGCAGUCGAGAGAACCGUCAAACUGGUGACAGAGGCAUCUUCUAAAGUUAUUGGCCCCCAAUCUCGUGAUCGUUUUAUACGCCCUACACUGAAAUCUAGGCAACAAGUGCCAAAGUUUAGUACAAAAUCUGAUUUUAUCAAUAAAUUUGACACAGAUUCAGGCUAAAACAAGCCUGAAAUAUGGUUGGUUGGUUGGGUUGGGCUUGGGAGGAACCCGAAGAGCAGCCACCUCCACGCUGUGGGUUCUGGGUGACCAAUACAGGUUAGCUGAGAGCUGCAACAAUUUUCACCUUGCACUGUGGCGCGCCGCCUUUUCGCUCGUUUCUCGGGAACGGUUCGUCCUACGGCCAUGAUCAUAUAUAAAUACCAUUUCGGUAGCAAAUGACGUGACAAAUAACUUUUGUUUUAUACAUUUUGCAUGAGAUGCGUAUUUCAGGUGCUAGGUAGACAAUUUCACGAUUUUAAGCGAAUUUCCGAAAUUUCAAGGCCGGGGUUGGGGUUGAAGAUGCAAUCCGAUCUCAAAAACAAAAAGUUGGAUUGGAAUCAGUAAGUACUAAGGCAACUUUUCCGCACUAUUAGAAAUCCCGAAUCGAAAAAAUUCCGGAAUCGACCCACCCUAGUGUUUAACAACAUACCUAUCCAUAUACAACCGGAACGGUGCAAGCAUAUCGUGCCAUCUUGUAAUUCCGGCACCCAAGAAUUAUGUGGAUAAAUUAGCGUGUGACGAAAAAGUAAAUUUUCAUUCGACUAAGAAAGAAGGACUUGGAUUUCACAUCAAAGUGUCGUGCGAAGGUUGUAAACAAAUAACAAACGUCUAGUGCACAAAUAAACUCUGGUAUUUACGUAGUGAAUUAUUGGUUUGCCUCCGUGAUGUGGAUAUUAGGCCUUGGAUUAGUUGGCUGUGAAGAGUUCUGCGGCUUGAUGGAUUUGUCCAGUUCAUUUUUAUCAAGACCGACGUACAAUAAUUACGUGAACAAAAUGUGCUCGACUAUAAGAGAAGUAGCGAAUUGAUUCUUUUCAUCUGCUAUAAAUGAAGAAAGAGCAGCAACAACAAACUAAAGAUGCCGACGAACUCAGUGUAUCAGGCGACGGAACAUGAAAAAAAGAGGCUAGUCAUCUUUAUUCGGCACCCUGCUAAUCGGUCACUUUACGAGUAAAGUUCUUGACACUAUCGUCAUAAGUUCAUACUGUCACGAAUGGAAAACUUGGGAACACAAAUCAAACUCUGCCAAAUACGAAGAGUGGCAUGAAGCUAAUGUAGAUACUGUAAACUGUCGAGCAAAUCAUACUCGUCCAAAUAUGGAGGUCGAAGCGAUAAAAACAAUGUUUCAACGCUCCGUAAAGAACGGUGUGCGAUAUCGCAACUAUAUCGGCGACUGUGACUCCAAAGCUUACUCCGGGUUGGUGAAUUCUAAACCUUACGGUAAUAAUUUUGCAACAACAAAAGAAGAAUGUGUGGGACAUGUUCAAAAAAGAAUGGGCACUCGUCUACGUGAAAUAGUCAAAAAGACCGUUGUAGAUACCAAAACUAAGGCUGGAAAGAAAAUCAAAAGAGAAAGUCUGUCUGGUAAAGAGAAGCUUACGGCCAAAAUUAUCGAUGAACUGACGGUAUACUACGGGUUGGUUAUCAGACGUCACUCUGAUUCCGUAAAAAAUAUGAAGAACGCUAUCUGGGCAACGUUCUUUCACUACAGUUCGACGGACGAGAAUCCACAGCACGGAAAAUGCCCGAGCGGCGCGCACUCCUGGUGCGAAUGGCAAGAAGCUGCAGCUGCUAAUGCAUUGGAUUCCUUUAAACACACGUAUAUUGCUCUUCCCAAGUAUGUUUAGGAUAUAAUUAAGCCUAUCUACGAAGAUCUGAGCAAAGAUGCCCUCCUGGAGCGAUGUAUCGGAGGCUUCACGCAGAACAACAAUGAGAACCAACUUAUUUGGAAAAUCUCACCGAAGCACUUGAGUGGAACCUCUGUCAUCGUUGAAAUUGCAGCUUAUGUGACAGCCAGUGUCUUUAGUGAAGGUUCGUUUGCUUUACUCACCUUCAUGCAAGACAUGGAAAUCAGUAGUGGGCCAAGCGCUCAUGACUGGGCGCGAUCAACUGACUCCACACGCAUAAGUCGAGCAGAAACUGAACGACAAACCAAAAAAGGCAGGAUUUGUCGUAGGCAGGAGCAAAAAGAGACAUUAGACAUCAUGGA